UAUCUAGUGUGUUGCUGCCCACAGAGCUAGCUCACGUUAGCAGCGCUUGCUCGCUAUCUGUGCUCGUGCCCCCCCCCCCCUCCCUCUGCUGCGGCGAGCCUGUCAGCGUGCACUCCCCCCUUUAUGUGCGCUCCCGUCUUAUUAUGGGAAUUAAACCCGUCCAGGCUGAAGUUAUCGAUUCUUCUAUUUUGACCAACAUCUGGUCAUUUACCGUCCGACCAUUUCAAGGUAGGUAGAAUACAUGUUUUAUAUAUUUCUCUGUUUAAUUUGAGCGCUGUUGUUCAUAUUCAUCACAGUCCGAUCAAUGGAGUACGUGGUUCAUUUUUCGCAUGCAGACAUAUCCACGCGUCACAACAAUACAGUGCAGGUUUCCCACUCAGACAACGCGCAGUGAACCUGCACAUGAACGUGUAUUUUAAUAUUGCUUGAUGCUAAUUGUGCAACGUUUGUAAAGGCAAUGGCCGCUAGUCCGCAUUGUGUUCUAUUCUUAUUUCUAAUCUAGGUCGGUUUAUUAUGGGGCGCUAUGACCGCUUACCGUCCAUCGUUGUUAUUAAACAGGACACAAUGUUCCAUGUAUCUCUUUGUGCGCCCCAUCUCUUUAUUGGUCUCAAUAUCUGAGGAUAAGCAGUUUUUGAUGAGUUGAUUUUCCACAUUUUUAUUUAUACGCUAUUUAUAGGCAGUGUAUUUCAUGUCAGGUAUUCGUGGUAUUAUUUUCAUCAGUAUCUAUAUCGUGAUUAUUGUUAUGAUAGAUUCCUAUGUAGUCCCAGCUUGUUAUAUGAUCCUGCCGUUUGCAGUAGCCUACUGGGAGCAUAUUGAUUAGAGGUCACCAGAAGGCUUUAUACCAGGUUAUGUUGUUUACAGUAUGAUGACGCUUCUGCCCCAACAGGGCUUUGACCAGGAAUUGAUUUUGUCCAAAUUACAUGAUCACCGUAACAGCACUUCUCUUGUUACACUGUUUUUUUCCCCCAUGGAGCCCAUUACCAUGUUACUCACUUCAGGCCUGUCACUCUAUUAAACCUUUUUGUUAUAACAACACAUUUAUUAUUCACAUCCAGCUGCUGGAGUAUAUUGCUGUCAGCCACACAGGCAUUCAUAAAUAAGGGUUUGCAGAUGAAAUUCAAGUCAGUUCACUCAAGUAGAUUUUAUCGAUUAGUCUAUUGACAAAAAAUUGAAUUGCAGCCAUUUUGAUAAUCCAUUAACUGUGAUUUUCUUUCGAGAAACUAACCAAACAUUACAGUUCCAUUUUCUCAACUUGAUGAUUUGCUGGGUUUUCUUUCUCUUAUGUGAUAGUAAACUAAAUAUACUUGAGUUAUUCAGACAAAACAGGCAAUAUUUACACAGCAACUCGGGUUUUAGGAAAAUGAGAUUAGUCAAGAGAAUUAAAUUGAGAGCCCUCAAUUGAAGGUUAUUUUCCUUAAUUUCAAAGACUAAUUUAGUCUUAGAAAUCAGCUAAUGUAACGAAAGCUGUCAGGAAAUAGGUUAGAAAUGCUCUUAUCAGACCAGAUAUCUGAUACCUAAUAACUAAUCCAUGCAGUGUUUUGAAGGCAUACCAGCACACACAAACACAAUCUGUAAUUCUUGUUACUUAAUUCUCCACUGUAAACCGAUGACCCUAUAAUCCUCCAGCAGCCCCGUGUUGACGGUGUUGGCUGCGGAGUCCCUUGUUGUGGUCGCAUGUAAGAAAGUGUAAACGCAUGCAGAUGCAAGCUUUCCGUUCAUGAGAGACAGAGCCUGUGUCACCGGGUGAAGGGCGUGAGGUGCUCUGAUGAUGUAAUUCUUUGUGGUCUAAACAAAACAUUUCCUGUCUCCCAUUGUAUAAACCGAAGAGCCGUCUUUAUAUUGGUCUACUCCAGGCUCUGGCCACAGGUGACGUGAUGCAGCGAGUUAAUGAAUAACCUGGAUGGUAUUACAUCAGCGCUGGUUGCCCUCCAGUUGCUCUCUUUGUGUUUGCUUCUCUCACCGAUGUCUGAUAUGGCAAUCAAUCCACAAUAUGGCAUUAUUGAGCUAUCGUCACGCUUCGCUCAUUGUUUUGUUUUGUUUGUCUUCGGACAUUUUGCACUUGUUUGCAAGUGUCUCCGUUUUAUGGAGAUAAAGUUACUUCCCCAAUUUUUUUUGUUGUAUUGACCCAUUACAAAGAGGCUUCCUUCAUUAUCACUCUUUUGUUAUCAGAGAGUAACAGUGAAGUCUGUUGAUAUUGAAACAAAGUAAAUAAGAAAAAGUAUCGCACCUGUUUAGUACAGCAGCUUAGACAUGAGAAUGGCAAUGCUAAACUUGCCUCAUACAUUUAUUUGUAGUACGGGUUGAUACAUGUGUAAGCUUCUUUUGCUUUUAAUGAUGCACAACUGGAAGUUCCAUUGCCUCUGAGUCACCGUAGGUAAAUUCACAUAUUCAAAUUCCCCAACAGCGUAAAAACUAAAAAAUCCUUCAAAAUGAACCCGUUGAUCGGGUUCUUCUGCCUUCAGCCGAGCCGAGGUGUGGCUGCAUCACUUCAUCUUCAAGAUGCACACAACCUUGUCCACCUAAAGUCUUCGGACUUUGUGCACUUGUUUGCAAGUGGACUUCAUUUUUUUGGAAAAGCACUCGUAUGUUGUUGUUUCUUUAGCCAGUUCAUACAGCUCGAGUUGUGAGAAUUUACAUAAGUGUGUGUGCAGCAUUGUCAGUUUUAGCUCCCCCCCCUUGCAUCCUGAUCCACCAUCAGCACCAGUAGCAUCCCAUCAUCAUCAUCACCACCACCCUCCCCGUGCCCCCAUGCUCACCAACCGGGGCUGUUUCUAUGGCAACAACAGAAUCUGCUCCGGGCCUGUACACGCUGUCUCCAUCUCUCUGCCUUCUCUCCUCUCGGCUUGUUUUCCUUCUGUUCAGCCAGAGCCUCACAGCAAGCUCCUGGCUGCUGCCUAUUUUAGUGCGAAGGGCUUGUUUGUUCUUUUCCUGAUUGGGGGGGGGGAGAAAGAAAGAUGGCUUUGCAUAAGGGGGUCAUGGUUGUGGUCGUUAUGCUGAGUAAGCAUACUGAGGUUUGCGCUCCCUCUUUGUAACAUUUCUAUUUCCCCUCCCUUUCCAUAUUCAAAUUCCCGUCUCCACCUUUCUCUCUGUUUCCUUCACUCCCUCCUCUUAUCCCCGCUCUUUAUUCCCCAUCUUGGGCCCACUGAGAGCGUCCUAGCGGCGUCGAGGAUGCAGAGCACCAGUCUCUCUCUCCCUCUCACUAUACCGCCGCACAUGUAAACCUGCGCACUCCGCCCCUCCCCGUCCCCCUGUUCACUGCACAAGAGCAAGAAAGGAGAGUGAUCGAGGAGGAAGGAGGGAUUCAGAGAGAGAGAAAAGUGAGAGAGGCUGGGGGCGGGUGGUGGGGAGAGCAGUCGCCAUUAGACAUAUGCAGCGUCAGAUGUUGUGCUCAGCAGCGGCGGGGGGGGGGAAACAGAAUAGAGAGAGAGAAAGAUUCACACCCCUGGAAGCUGUGUUGUUAGCUGCCUCGGCUAAAAGGGCUCCGCGCCAUAAAAGGCACCAUGGAUCUCUCAGCACCUGCUUCGGUGGUAGCCUUCCUCCACUGACCUCCUCCUCCUCCUCCACCACUUCCUCUCCCAUCCACCCCUCUACCUCCACGCCCCAUCCCUUACUCCCCACCCCCACCCGUGUCUGUGACCGCUCGGCCCCUCCUACAUCAUGGCGGGCGAGAAAGGGCCGACUAAGCGAAGCGCUAUGGACAUCAAGCGCCUGGCGAGCCUCAUCCAGAGAGGAACGGGCCGUUUGCUGGUGAUCGACAGCAGAACCUUUUCCGAGUACAAUGCGUCGCACGUGCAAGGCGCGGUCAACGUCUGCUGCUCCAAGCUGGUGAAAAGGCGACUGCAGCAGGACAAGGUGUCCGUCACUGAGCUGCUGCAACCCAAUGGCAAGGUGAAGGUGGAGCUGGGCAGGAAGCAGGAAGUGGUGGUUUAUGACCAGAGUUCCAAAGAGGCGGGGCAUCUGUCCAAAGACGGCUUUGUGCACAUUCUCAUGGGGAAGUUGGAGGGCACCUUCCACAAAGUCUUCCUGCUCACUGGAGGUUUCGCUGCUUUCUCCUCCUGUUUUCCUGGCCUGUGUGAAGGGAAACCUGCCACUGCUCUACCUAUGAGCUUGUCCCAGCCCUGCUUGCCUGUGGCUAAUGUAGGGCCCACUCGCAUCCUGCCACACCUCUACCUGGGCUCACAGAAGGACGUCCUCAACAAGGAUCUGAUGGCUCAGAAUGGUAUUACCUAUGUGCUGAAUGCCAGCAACACCUGCCCCAAGCCAGACUUCAUCAGCGAGAGCCACUUCAUGCGCAUCCCAGUCAACGACAACUACUGCGAGAAGUUGCUUCCCUGGCUGGAAAAAACGAAUGAAUUCAUAGAUAAAGCUAAGGUGUCAAACUGCAGAGUCAUUGUGCACUGCCUGGCUGGAAUCUCGCGUUCAGCAACCAUCGCCAUUGCAUACAUCAUGAAGACAAUGGGCUUGUCAUCAGAUGAUGCCUACAGGUUUGUAAAGGACCGAAGACCGUCCAUAUCCCCCAACUUCAACUUCCUGGGUCAGCUUCUGGAGUUUGAGAAGGGCCUGCAAUUACUGCAAGCUUUGACUUCCACCUCUGAUGACAAGAUAUCCGAAAUCAACACCAAGCAAAGCUCAGAGGUUAAUCGAGGUUUCGAGAUGAACGGUCACCACAGCAACUAUGACUCAUCUGUGGCAGAUGCACACAUCCCACCAGAACCCAAGUUGCCAUCACCCACCUCCCUCCAGCAAGGCUUCAACGGCCUAAACCUCUCCGCAGAAAGGAUCAUGGACACUAACCGGCUUAAACGCUCCUUCUCCCUUGACAUUAAGUCGGUCUACUCCCCAAACAGUCCCAGCCUCUGCCCCAGUCAGGCACCCACACACUCUGAAGACGUCCCAAAGCUCUGCAAGCUUGACAGCCCAGGGACCGGCUCCUCCAACGGUGUCUGCUCUCAGUCUCCCGUCCUUGACAGCCCCUGCUCCGCUGACUCACCGUUCCCCUCACCAGGCAGCGGGGGCAGCAUUGGAGGUUUGGGGCUCCGAGGAAGUGAAGGAGUCCAUCGCACCGGUUCUUCCUCGUCCAGACCCAGGAGGAAACCCAAGCAUUGCUCCGGCAGUUCCCCAGUCCACUUCCAACCCCACCAACCUCCACAGUCCCUCAGCUUGUCGCUGGACCCCAAGAGCCCCAGCCUGGACGAGAACCUAAAGGGAUCCCUGCUCCUUUCACUACCCUCCCUGCCCAGCGUGGAGUCUGGGACCAUGUGGACCAAACACAGAGACACUGUCCAGGCCACAACUCCCGUCACUCCCGUCACUCCCCCCACAGAUGCCCCCUGGCACUUUGGGGCAGUGGAGGGCGGUGAGGGAGAGAUGGAGCUGGGAGGAGGAGGGGAUGGACGGGGAGAGGAGUCGUCGGUGAGGUUUGGGAGCAGCUCGGCAUAUGUGGCGUUUGGGUGUAGCGAAGGUGUGCGGUUACGAGACAAAUCCCAGAGGGAGAAGUCCUCAGCGCCACUGACACAGAGAGACCACCGAGACUCCAUGUCAUCCACAGUGACCCUGUCCAACAGUGCGAACAACAGCGGGCCUGCGUCAGAAAAGCAGUUCAAGCGGCGCAGCUGCCAGAUGGAGUUCGAGGAGGGCAUCUCCGAGACGCGAUCCCGAGAAGAACUGGGGAAGAUUGGGAAGCAGUCAAGCUUCUCCGGGAGCAUGGAGAUCAUCGAGGUAUCCUGACAGAUAAUGGACCUGAUUGGGGCGGUCCCUUGGGGGCAAAAAUGGACCUGGUUAGAGGGAGGGCAAGAGGAGGACAUAUGACGAAGUAGAAGAGGCUUUUAUUUUGCUCCCCUCACAGACAGUGUUAAAGACUCCAACUGAGAGAAGGACAAAUAGAUACACAAGCAGAGAGGUAAUGUGAAAAGGUAAGAAAGCGAACUAGCAUUCGCACCUGGAGAGACAGAGCCUGUGAUGUGGUGCUUUACCAUCCUGAACUCUCAUGCAAAUCUGAAUAAAAGUCUGGGGGAGGGUGGGGGUAAAAGGGGGGGGGGGGGGGGACUGUCGGUACUGAAACUCUUAAUUUUCUGAGCUCUGUCGCAGAUUUAAAAAAAAAAAAGAAACGACCCAGGACAAGUGUCAUGUUGCAUCCUCACUAUAUAGAAUAUCCUUAUUUUGACAGAGUUCGGACACAAACUGCUUGCCUGCGGUCAAAUGUAUUGUUCUUCAAUGGGUGUAUAGCUUGUGAUUUGAACCAAGCCCCAUGUUUCCUCCCAAAGCUUCACCCCAGUGUCAGAAAGCCUCAGAACCUCGCACGGCUACAUCCCCCCCCCCCCCCCCCCCUCCCAGUGGCUCUGCCCGCCACAGACUCUGCAUAGCAACAUCAGACAACAAUAACAGACUCCUUAACAGCACCGUCUCCUCACAUCACCACAGCACAAGGCAGAGAGAUCCCAAGGACUUCAUCUAACGGCGGUACUGUAUCCAAACAAUGAAGCAUCCUCAGCAUGUUGUUGCUGAAAAGACUUUUGAAGAUUCGCAGUGAUGGGCAGUGUUCCCCCUUAAAGCACAGGGUGUCUUUCCUGACUUUGGUUCCCUUGUUUCCAGUGUUAACAGCGCGAUGGGACUGAGGUUUCGGGAGGGUGGCGAGGGUUUCGCUUUAACGGACAUUCAGCUCCUUUAUAGACACCCCCACUGCUCCCAGUCACCAUCUAUGGUCACCACUGAGCAUGCACCAGAAAGGCUGACUACAGACAGACAAAUACUAUAUAUACAAUAUGAAUAUAUAUAGCAAUUUUAAUGGACUUCAAAUGGACUUUGUUCAGUUAUAGUUUUAAUUUAUUGUAUUGGUUCAUUCUGGCAAUGAGAAAUAAUAUAAUGUUUUGUGGAUUUCUUUCUUUUUUUUCUUGUUGAAUUAUUAUUAUUUGCUGUAUGGUAUUUAUGAACACACACUCAAACAAAUACAUACAUUCAACAAAAUCAAGCAAGCAAUACGUGCUGUUCCUUCUUUGGGGAGAGUGAUGUUUGACUUUGAAAUGCACUUUUCUGCUUUCUGAUAACCAAGUUCAGUUACCCAUCACUCCCAUGGCAGCAAGAUACUCCGGAAGCACAGGCUUGAGUAUCGAAGGUGCAAAUAUAGACUUCUGUUUUAUAUUUGGAGGAUGGUACAGACAUCCCACUGGAACCGGAUCUCUGUAGUGCGUAAUCACGGAUUCAUCACAAUCCAGGGCUCCAGCGUUAACUAAAAACAUUGUUUUGUUGUGCAGAGGAACAAAGUAGCCGCACACUCUCUGGUCGCUCAUACACAGUAAAACAUGUCCUGCCAGUGUCAUGAUUUCUUGCAUAUGCAAACAAAUGCGCGCUCUUUCACAAGAUUAACAGACUGAGUGUCCUCCCCGAGCCAGCACCAGUUCUUCAUCCAACACACACACACACACACCCUAUUCUGUAUGCAGUUACACAUAUUUUCACACAUGCAAAGCAUAGGAGGCCCUACACACCCUUUUGUUCAUUCUCAGGGGAUCUUUCAGUGAGCCAAGCCCAGCACAGGGUACACACAUCAGCACAAUGCAUGUCCGUAAGGCUCCCUCUCUUUCUGUCUUUUUUUGCUCUUAUUUCUCACUUUCCAAAGCUUUGAUUAAAAACAACGUGACAAAACGGAAAGAAAAAAAAAAGCGGAUCUUCAUACCUUGAAGUGUAAGAAAUGAAAAUGUUGCUCUCCUGGUGCGAGAUAGGUAUUUAUUUAUAAUGUAAAAUGUGUUUAUUUUCCCGUUUAUCCUUGAUUAGCUUCUCUCUCUGGUGAUCUCUGACCUUUGACUUUGGGCUGCUGCAGCUACAGUAAGUUCAGAUAGA
Messenger RNA from Anarrhichthys ocellatus (wolf-eel), 7836 nucleotides. RefSeq names its product dual specificity phosphatase 8a (gene dusp8a). Gene Ontology annotation, biological process: negative regulation of MAPK cascade; peptidyl-tyrosine dephosphorylation. The transcript is spliced from 7 exons. Lineage: Eukaryota; Metazoa; Chordata; Actinopteri; Perciformes; Anarhichadidae. Gene Ontology annotation, cellular component: cytoplasm. Bases 3658 to 5727 code for a protein of 689 amino acids. Gene Ontology annotation, molecular function: protein tyrosine/threonine phosphatase activity; MAP kinase tyrosine/serine/threonine phosphatase activity; MAP kinase tyrosine phosphatase activity. The record is from RefSeq and is a predicted model, not a curated record.